Drosophila innubila is the source of this 666-nucleotide messenger RNA. It is a transcript of the gene vnc, whose product is annotated as N-alpha-acetyltransferase daf-31. Lineage: Eukaryota; Metazoa; Arthropoda; Insecta; Diptera; Drosophilidae. The record is from RefSeq and is a predicted model, not a curated record. Gene Ontology annotation, molecular function: protein-N-terminal-glutamate acetyltransferase activity; protein N-terminal-serine acetyltransferase activity. The transcript has a single exon. The coding region runs from base 32 to 610 and encodes 192 amino acids. Gene Ontology annotation, biological process: N-terminal peptidyl-glutamic acid acetylation. Gene Ontology annotation, cellular component: NatA complex.
ACUGCAAACGUAAUAUCAAAAUUUCGACAAGAUGAACAUACGCUGCGCUAAGCCCGAGGACCUCAUGACCAUGCAGCAUUGCAAUUUGCUCUGCUUGCCGGAGAACUAUCAAAUGAAAUACUAUUUUUAUCAUGGCCUGACCUGGCCCCAGCUCAGCUAUGUGGCCGAGGAUGAUAAGGGCGGCAUUGUCGGCUAUGUGCUGGCCAAAAUGGAGGAGCCCGAGCCGGGCGAGGAGAGCAAACACGGUCACAUUACCUCACUGGCGGUCAAGCGUUCCUAUCGUCGUCUCGGUCUCGCCCAGAAGUUGAUGAAUCAGGCAUCCCAGGCCAUGGUCGAGUGCUUCAAUGCUCAAUAUGUUUCGCUGCAUGUGCGCAAAAGCAAUCGGGCUGCUCUAAACCUGUACACCAACUCACUCAAGUUCAAGAUCAUCGAGGUGGAGCCCAAGUACUAUGCGGAUGGUGAGGAUGCCUAUGCCAUGCGUCGCGACCUGCGGGAGUUUGCUGAUGAUGACACGGCACAGAGCAAGGACAACGAGGAUAAUGAUAAGCACACACACAGAGGCAGCUCUGGUACCCACAAUCACAGCGGUCAUGAUGGUCACUGCUGCUAAGAACAACUUUCAAAAUACUUACAAAAAAAUAAAUUAAUAAAAUGCAUGCAUUUUUA